GGAACCAAGCCCGAACGCCCAAUAUAAAUAACAACCAUGCUCUUUGGCCAUACCCUGAUCGCCCUCCUCGCGAGCACAGCCCUCACCUCAGCUGCGGCCAUUGCCCCGGCCUCAGUCGAUGAGCACCACGACCUUUCGCUAGCAGACCGGUCAACCAAGAACACGAACCCGUUCGCGAAAAUCAAAGCCUCGAAAGCCACAUGGGCUAAAGCAGCCAAGCUUUGUAAACAAGGCAGCCACAAACGUGAGCUGGACGAGUUCGACGGCGAGUACUACCUCUACGACGAUUACGACUCACUCGCCCCCAGCCCCGACGAAUCGCUCACCACCACCAUUAACAACAACGCAAACUUCAAACUCCGAACAAACACCUGGCCCCCCCAACCCCCCGCAGGCUUCACGUCGGUAGAGAUGGGAAAGCAAAAGGGCGAGCGCGACCCAAUGGGCCUGCGGACGUACGGACUGGUGACGUGCCUGGGCAUCGGGGGGACAGGCACGCAGGCGGACGGCAGCAAGAACGAGCGGUUCCUGAUGCACCUGGUGGCGGCGCAGACGGGAAUGGAGAGGCACAUCCCGGACACGCGCGAGACGACCUGGGACGCCGAGUUCCGGGAGUUCAACGAUGAUCUCCAUCAGGCUGUGGAGGAGGUGCUGCAGGAGUUAGUGGGUAGGGCGCCCAAGGUAGUCAAGCGGCCUGUGGCGCCUGCGCUGGCGCAUACCCUGCCCCAUGGGACUAUGCAGAUUGAUCGGGAGAAUAGGGUGCAGGUUGAUGGGAGGGCGGUUGCUUAG
Molecule: messenger RNA, 789 nt
Organism: Aspergillus homomorphus CBS 101889
Lineage: Eukaryota; Fungi; Ascomycota; Eurotiomycetes; Eurotiales; Aspergillaceae
Exons: 2
Coding region: 37-789 (250 amino acids)
Source: RefSeq, a predicted model, not a curated record